CGAACCACCGACAGAGGGCGCCGUUUCAAUCCCGCGCAGGCCGAAAGAGCAGCAGCUUUUACCUCACUGCCCUUCCAGCAGCAUCUCACCUUCAGCCGGCCACACGCACAUCCGCCGACGCCCCCGACGGAGACACCAGAGAGGCAGGAGACACAAGAGAAAAGCAAACGGGGCGAAAGCGUUCAGCACCAGGGCCAACUGAUUUAAUAAUGUAGGGCUUGUUUGUGCGCUCUGACAUCUAAUUUAGCCUGCCCGCUUCACUGCGACACAGAAAAUCCCGCAUAGAUCUACCGCAACCGAUCAGCCCGGCUUGUCCUUCGCACCUCCCGGGACGCAAGCAGUCGACCUCCUUCCGCCAAUCCGCUGCUGUUUGGUUUGUUUUGCCUUUUUCCCCCCCAUUUGGGCAGUCGGAUCAGGCCGCAUCUGCUCGCCCUCCAGCCUCAGCAGCAUCAUCUUCCCAGCAGCAGCAUCAUCAUCCUUCUCCUCAACGCCACCCUCGAAUCUGCGCAAUGGCCGACGUACCAGCGGAGUGCAACAUAAAAGUGCUGUGUCGCUUUCGCCCCCUCAACCAGUCCGAGAUCAUCCGCGGGGACCAGUUCCUGCCCAAAUUUCAAGGGGACGACACAGUGAUCGUGGGGGGGAGGCCGUAUGCUUUUGAUCAUGUGUUUCCAACCAACACCACCCAGGAGCAAGUCUACAAUACCUGUGCCAAGCAGAUUGUCAAGGAUGUGCUCAGUGGAUACAAUGGCACCAUCUUUGCAUAUGGACAAACGUCCUCUGGGAAGACUCACACCAUGGAGGGAAAGCUGCACGACCCUCACCAGAUGGGCAUCAUUCCUCGCAUUGCUGAGGAUAUUUUCAAUCACAUCUUUGCGAUGGACGAAAACCUGGAAUUCCACAUCAAGGUUUCCUACUUUGAAAUCUACAUGGACAAAAUCCGCGACCUGCUGGAUGUGACAAAGACCAACUUGUCUGUCCAUGAGGAUAAGAACAGGGUUCCAUAUGUUAAGGGAUGCACUGAGCGCUUUGUGUCCAGCCCUGACGAGGUUAUGGAUGUGAUUGAUGAAGGCAAAGCCAACCGUCAUGUUGCUGUGACCAACAUGAACGAACACAGCUCUCGCAGCCACAGCAUCUUCCUGAUCAACAUUAAGCAGGAGCAUGUGGAGACGGAGCAGAAACUGUGUGGGAAACUCUACCUGGUGGAUCUGGCUGGCAGCGAGAAGGUGAGUAAGACCGGAGCUGCUGGUUCUGUCCUGGACGAGGCUAAAAACAUCAACAAGUCUCUCUCUGCUCUGGGGAAUGUCAUCUCUGCUUUGGCCGAGGGAACGAAAAGUCACGUUCCGUACCGCGACAGCAAAAUGACCCGCAUCCUGCAGGACUCGCUGGGCGGGAACUGUCGCACCACCAUGUUCAUCUGCUGCUCUCCGUCCAGCUACAAUGAAGCCGAGACUAAAUCAACUCUGAUGUUCGGACAGCGCGCCAAGACCAUAAGGAACACGGCCUCCAUUAACCUGGAGCUGACCGCCGAGCAGUGGAAGAGGAAGUACGAGAAGGAGAAGGAGAAGAACAAGACGCUAAAGGAGACAAUUCAGAAACUGGAGGCGGAGCUCAACCGCUGGAGAAACGGAGAGGACGUACCUGAGACUGAGCGGACCACGUCAGACAUGGUGACUCGCAUCGAGACCGUGGAGGAGCGCCCCAUUCUGGACAACGACACCUCCUCCAUUGUGGUCCGCAUCUCCGAAGAGGAGCGGCAGAAGUAUGAAGAGGAGAUCCGCAAGCUGUACAAGCAGCUGGAUGACAAGGAUGAUGAGAUCAACCUGCAGUGUCAGCUGGUGGAGAAACUGAAGCAGCAAAUGCUGGACCAGGACGAGCUCCUGGCCUCGUCCCGGGGAGACGGGGACAAGGUCCAGGCUGAGCUCGGCAGGCUGCAGGUGGAGAGCGACUGCGCCAAGGCCGAGGUGAAGGAGGUACUUCAGGCUCUGGAGGAACUGGCCAUUAACUACGACCAGAAGAGCCAGGAGGUGGAGGAGAAGGGCCUGCAGAACCAGCUCUUGGCCGACCAGCUGUCCCAGAAAAUGGCGAGUCUGAUGGAGCUGGAGGCCGAGCUCUCUCGUAUGCAGGAGGUGAGCGGUCAGCAGAGGAAGCGCAUCGCCGACGUCCUCAACGGACUCAUGAGGGACCUCAGCGAGUUCAGCACCAUCGUCGGGAAUGGAGAGAUAAAGCUGCCUGUGGAAAUCAGUGGCGCCAUCGAGGAGGAGUUCACCGUGGCCCGCCUCUACAUCAGUAAGAUCAAGUCGGAGGUGAAGAGCAUGGUGAAGCGAUGCCGCCAGCUGGAGAACAUGCAGCUGGAGUGCCACCGCAAGAUGGAGGAGACCGGGCGGGAGCUCUCCUCCUGCCAGCUCCUCAUCUCUCAGCAUGAGGCUAAGAUCCGCUCUUUGACUGAGUACAUGCAGAGCGUGGAGCAGAAGAAGAGGCAGCUGGAGGAAAGCCACGACUCCCUGACUGAAGAGCUGGCGAAGCUGCAGGACCAGGACAACUCUGUGCUUGAGGAGAAAGAUGGAGAGAAGGGUGAGAUCGAGGAUGGAAAUACGAAGAAAGCGCUUCGUCAGCAGGGGGAGUCUCACCGCGGCCUCCAUCACAAGCAGCUCACCCGUCUGCGGGAUGAGAUCAACGAGAAGCAGAGGGUCAUCGAUGAGCUCACCGAUCGUAACUCCAAGCUGGAGCUGGAGCUGGCUCAGGUGCGUGCCGACUUUGAUCGCCUGAAGAGUCAGGACAGCUGCAAGAGCGAGCGCCUGGAGGAGCUUUCGUUCCUGCAUGAGCGCCAUGAGCAAACCAAACAGGACCUGAAGGGUCUGGAGGAGACUGUAGCCCGUGAACUCCAGACCCUCCACAACCUGCGCAAGCUGUUCGUUCAAGACCUCACGUCGCGGGUUAAAAAAAGUUCCGAAAUGGAGCCUGAUGAUAGCGGGGGGUCGAGCACCCAGAAGCAGAAGAUUUCCUUUCUUGAGAAUAACCUGGACCAACUUACAAAGGUUCACAAACAGCUGGUUCGUGACAAUGCAGAUCUGCGUUGUGAGCUUCCAAAGCUGGAGAAACGUCUUCGGUCUACUGCUGAGAGAGUUAAGGCCCUGGAGACUGCACUGAGAGACGCCAAAGAGGGCGCCAUGAUGGACCGCCGCCGCUACCAGCAGGAGGUGGAUCGGAUCAAGGAGGCCAUGAAGUCUAAAAUCGCUCUUAGACGCCCCCAUGCUGCACAGAUCGCAAAACCAGUGAGACCAAAGCAGCUGCCUGUCUGCUCUCCCACCAACCCGUUUUACGCCUACAUCCGGGCCACAGAGCACCCCAACGCCUACAGCAAUGCCCUCUUCCAGAGCAGCACGACACCCAAGAGCUCCUCCAGCAUCGACUGCAACCUGAACUCUGUGCAGAGCAACGCAGUUUCCACAGCUCUGGGCUACAGGGCAGGGAGAUAUAAUGGAGAUGUGCUGGAGUCCUACCCACUCAACAUUGACAACGGAAACAGCAUCAAUGAAACCAGAGACAUAAAUGACAACAGAAGUGACAUUCGCUGUGGCAGCGAGGCGGAUGACUCAAACAGGCACAACAGCAUGCAGCAGCCGCAGACUGCUUCAAGUUAGCUCAACCAAACACUGUAACCCUUGAAGGACCCUCCCGUUUCGUUUGCAUGCAGCCUCUGUGACCUCCGUCCACCGCACCACCACUGAUGAUGAAGAUGAAGAUCUGUAGGCCUGUGGUAGAUGAAGCCCCCUCCUGUUCCCUUUCUUGCUCUCCAUUUUGGGUUCAGUCCCUCCCGGUUCAGCCGGUGCUGAGCAUGUUCUCUCAGGCUCUGCUUCGCUCAGACAGUCUAAUCACAGAUGAAUCUAGAUUAUUGAUCUGUGAGUUCAUCAACCGGGCCGGUAGAUAUCACUGCCUGAGGUGGCUGAACCGAACCAGGACUGGACCCAGAUUGCUCGAUGCUCACACUUUGUAAAUAUAGUAGUGCUGUAUACUCCUGCAGUUCUUUUUCUUCUUUUUGUUUUCGACCAACAACUGUUUGUCCAAAUUGCCACACUUGCUCUGCUUGAGCAACCAUGAAUCUUUUAUUCUGUCGUAAAUAAGAGCAAAAUCCAGCUAUUUAUGACAUAGUUGUAAAUAGCAGCUAUGUCGUAGCUGCUAUUUACUACGACAUAGCUUUUUUGUGCAGUCUUUUUGUGCAUGCCGCUUAAGUUUCCUGACCAAGCUUUCAAAUCUCUCUGCAUGUGUCUUAUAUGAAGCUGGCGACAGAUGCUAGAAACAAGAAACAAGAGAGGGAUGAUUUCCUUCAGUCCACAUCUUGGUGUCAGUGCUGUAUGUUUUCGAUCUCAAAGUAAAUCUCAGUGCAGAUUUAGGUCAUUGUAAAUUUAAAAAAAAAAGGCAAAAACACAACGAAUAUUCGAGUGAAUCCCAGCUAAGAUUCGCAGUUGCAUUGAGUGAAUCUCGACUGACUGCUUUGAUAAUGCUGCAGCUGUACGAUGGUCCUCUGGCCAUUCCCUGCACCGCUCACACACUUCAGUGUCCCCUUUACCGAGCCUUAACAUCAACCGAUACUUCACAGUCAACUGAACUCGCUGGCAUUUGCAUAAAGUACAUUUGUAAUUACUACCUCUAGAGCAGCUUGUUGUUUAUGAAUACCUUUCUUUUCAAAUGCUGAUUAAAAAAGAGCUGAUCCUAGAGUUUCUACAGACAGUUGUAACUUUAGAAUAAGAGUACGUAUAAGUAGAUUUUGACGUAUUAACCAUAACUGUAGUUUUCGCCUCAUGCUGGUUCAUAAAAUAAAAAAAAUACAUUUUUAUUUCCUCAGAGCUUGGCCGAUGCGAUGGUGUUUGCAAAAAUGGCCUUUUCUGCUUUGAAAGGACACCAUGGAACUUUGUUGUUGUUAUUUGUCACAAGACUUGACUCCAGAUUUUUGCAUACAUCCUUUCCCAAAUGUGCAGAAAAGCAGAGGCUGUUUUUUUUUUUUUUAACAUUUGACAUAUGGGCAGUUGCCCAGGACGGCAUUAAAAAACGGGCGCACAAACACCAUAUCCACUAUGUAACCUAUUUACCUGUUUGUCGCGUUCUUAAUAAGUUUUCUAUCGUUUCUGACAUGUGCAAUUAAAUGAGAAUUGGUACCUCCAUGUUGUGUCCGAUCCUGCUCACAUUGGGACCACAUAGGCUUAGGCACAAGCUGCUCUGUGACGCCUUGUUUUCCUUCAGGUAGAGUGGUUUGGUGCUAAAUUUGGCUUUGCACGACUGGGGGAUGAAACUGGAACCGUUUCCAUGGGUGUUUUUAUCAUGGAAAGCAGAAUCGAAAGGGAGGAAGUAGCAGAAGUGGAUGGGGGGCGAGAAGGAAGUGAAGGAUCCUUCAGAGACAGUAUGGAAGCUGUUACUGAGGACCCAAACAUUGAAUGCUUCAGGUUUGAUUCCCGACUGAUCAGCCACCAGUGCGGGACUUUUUGAAGAAGUUGUGUGUCCUGUUGUUGUUCUUCUGCAAAAUCCUGACCAGCCAAUCAGGAUAGAGGAAAGCAGCACUUCUUAUGGGUGGGAGUCAAGUUUGCUGUGAAUCGUUGUCUCAAAAUGGAAAGGAAAGAGUUAAGUGAGCAGCUAAACACCCAACCAUCUUCUGUCUUCUGCAGUAAAUCUGACCGAACUUCAGAGUUUAAUUAGCCAAUUACACCAAAAAACCCCCAAAAAACAGAUUUAAAAAUGCUGAAACAUUUAUCCCGUGCAAAUUCCUCCGUUCUUUUUCAUCACAUUACCGCUCGGUCUGAUGCUCUUGCUGGCAUUAAUAACAUCUCAGGGCUUAUUACACACAUAGUUAAAGCAGGCAUACAUCACCGCCAUUGUCUUCCUCCUGAGCUAUGUGAUUGCUGAUGAACAAUCAACCUGAUCAGUGUCAGUGUAUCCUCCUUCAGUCUAAGCAAAUGAGCGAGGUGACUCGUGAGAUUGGAAAAGAUAUGUAAUAACCAUGCCUCCGUUCUAACUCAUAGCCUUUCAACCCUGCAAACCUUCAGUCUUAUAUCAUAUUUACAUUUUUUUAAUAGAUCUGCAUUAGAAGGAUUGUGUAAUAUGUCGUCAUCUGCUGUUACACUGUCUGAACUCAACAUAUCUACGAUACAUGUGCUAUAUAUUGGUAAACCUGUAAGUAAAAAGGCGCAUCAUGACAUAGUAGGAUGCACGCUGACCUCGUUCAGAGAAAUGCUCCUUUUAUUUCUUUCUGUAUGCUUCUAAUUGUAGUGUCGACAUGAUUAUGUGAAGAGUCACCUUGCAGAAUAUCUGUAAAUAUAGAUUCAUCACUAUGCUGUAUGUAAACCUGUGUGUUGUAGUAAAAAAGUUCAAUAAAACUGUAAAAAUGG
This is a messenger RNA of Poeciliopsis prolifica (blackstripe livebearer), 6377 nucleotides long. It is a transcript of the gene kif5aa, whose product is annotated as kinesin family member 5A, a. Bases 510 to 3641 code for a protein of 1043 amino acids. Gene Ontology annotation, biological process: microtubule-based movement. Lineage: Eukaryota; Metazoa; Chordata; Actinopteri; Cyprinodontiformes; Poeciliidae. Gene Ontology annotation, molecular function: microtubule motor activity; microtubule binding; ATP binding. The transcript has 29 exons. The record is from RefSeq and is a predicted model, not a curated record.